This is a messenger RNA of Sclerotinia sclerotiorum 1980 UF-70, 603 nucleotides long. RefSeq lists its product as hypothetical. Lineage: Eukaryota; Fungi; Ascomycota; Leotiomycetes; Helotiales; Sclerotiniaceae. The record is from RefSeq and is a predicted model, not a curated record. The transcript has a single exon. The coding region runs from base 1 to 603 and encodes 200 amino acids.
AUGCCGUCACUUACAUUUCUUGAUCUCCCAGGAGAGAUUCGUAAUCAAAUCUACCAUAUACUCCUCGUCAUCCAACCCAUCUCAAUUCCCCGUCCUUUCUUAACCGACCCACCUAUAUAUCCACAAAUAUUAUCCGUAUGCCGAAAAAUCCACGAUGAAGCCGAACAAAUCCUUUACGGCUGCAAUGUUUUUAUAGCCGACGCCAAUCUCCUAACAGGCCUGCCGCGCCUCCGUUGGCAUUAUGAUCCGAUCAGCUCGCCGAGAGUGAUCUCGAUUAUCAAAAAAUACUACAUCGUUGUGCGGUUGAAUCGCGAUCCGAAUUUCUCUGCGGGAAAGGCAAAGGAUGCCUUUAGUGGGAUGGAAGAAUUAACAAUCAAGGUUGAGCAAUCUGCAUACAAAGGCUCGGACUCGGAUUACAGGGCGUUGAGGCUCUUUGAGAAUGUCAGAGGCGUGAAGGAAACAAACGUUUCUGGGAGUGUGACUGGCUUCCCUGUGUAUGUUGAAUGGUUGGAGGAUGUGAUGAAGAUGCCAGAAGAUGCUCAUAUUCUUCCGUUUGAGGGUAGAAAGAUGGAAUCAUUGAACUUCUCUGCACUGGGAAUUUAA